GCCGGGAGGAGGCACCCACCGCCGCCGGCACCUCCUCCCGGCCGCGCGGCGGAGGAGGCCGCGGCCUGGGCGAGGGGCCGGGGGAGCGGGCGCGGCGGGAAAUGGUGGCCGGGCCGGGCUGAGGGGGCCGGGACAGGCGCCAUGAGGCUGCUGCGCGCCCUGCGGCGCUGCGCCGCCCCGGGCAGCAUCCCGCAGCAGGUGGACUUCUACUCGCGCUUCUCCCCCUCGCCGCUCUCCAUGAAGCAGUUCCUGGACUUCGGAUCUGAAAAUGCUUGUGAAAAGACUUCAUUUAUGUUUCUGAGACAAGAGUUGCCUGUAAGACUGGCAAACAUAAUGAAGGAAAUAAGCCUGCUUCCAGACAACCUUCUGAGAACACCUUCAGUUCAGCUGGUGCAGAUCUGGUAUGUCCAAAGUCUUCAGGAGAUCCUUGACUUUAAGGAUAAAAGUUCGGAAGAUUCAGGGGCUAUUCAUAGUUUUACAGAUACUGUGAUAAAAAUCCGGAAUCGACACAAUGAUGUAAUUCCUACUAUGGCUCAAGGAGUAAUAGAGUACAAGGAAAGCUUUGGCAUUGAUCCAGUGACCUCACAGAAUGUGCAGUAUUUUUUAGACCGUUUCUACAUGAGUCGCAUUUCAAUUAGAAUGCUCCUUAAUCAACACUCUUUACUGUUUGGUGGGAAAAUUAAUCCGGCUCAUCCAAAGCAUAUCGGAAGCAUCGAUCCUAGCUGCAAUGUUGUUGAAGUUAUCAGAGAUGGCUAUGAAAGUGCCAAGAGACUUUGUGAUUUAUAUUAUAUGAGCUCUCCAGAACUCGUCCUUGAAGAAUUGAAUGCUAAAUCACCAGGACAGCCCAUGCAAGUGGUGUAUGUACCAUCACAUCUCUAUCACAUGUUUUUCGAACUUUUCAAGAAUGCAAUGAGAGCCACCAUGGAACAUAAUGCCGAUCGAUGCAUUUAUCCUCCAAUUCAUGUACAUGUCACGUUGGGAAAUGAGGAUUUAACUGUUAAGAUGAGCGAUCGUGGUGGAGGUGUUCCUAUGAGGAAAAUUGACAGACUGUUCAACUAUAUGUAUUCAACAGCACCACGUCCACGUGUUGAGACAUCCCGAGCUACACCUUUGGCUGGAUUUGGUUAUGGCUUGCCCAUAUCACGUCUGUAUGCACAAUACUUCCAAGGAGACCUGAAACUGUAUUCCUUAGAAGGUUACGGUACAGAUGCAGUUAUUUACAUAAAGGCCUUAUCAACAGAAUCAAUUGAAAGACUCCCUGUAUAUAACAAAGCAGCCUGGAAACAUUACAAAGCAAACCACGAAGCAGAUGACUGGUGCGUGCCAAGCAGCGAGCCAAAGGACAUGACCACUUUUCGCAGUAUAUAGCUGUUGGUCCAACAGUUGAUAAGACGUAGGUAUAUCACAUAAAGGGAAUUUAAAAGACCCUGAUCUAUGCCAAGAUGCUGGGCCACAUUUCAUAUGUGAAAAUAAUUUUAAGUGGAAUAACGAAGUUUAAUUCAAUUACUCUUUUUUGGAAGUUAAGGAAAAGAAAUGAGCUGUUGUUACUUUCUAAGUAAGAAGGUCACAUUUAAUUUGUUCCAUCUUCUGAUUAUGACUACUUUCUGUAGUUAAAUCAAGGGAGCAGUAAUUUCAGGUUUUAUAGGGAUCAGUGCAACCUAUUUCAUAUCUACUGAGAAAUGUAUUAAUUCAUAUAAUUAAAAAAAUGUUUUAAUACAAGAACUAUUGAAAAAGCUUGCCAGAGAAUUUUUCCUUUACACAGUGUUACAGAUUAAUGAAACACUGAUGUAAGAAACAUUAAGGAGUUCAUUGCUAUACCUUUGAGCCUGUAUGGAACUUUCUGUUUUUUGAUCUUAUAAGCAUGCUGAAGCCUAAUGUUGCAAAGCUAGGAAUGUUGCCUACACACUAUACAUCAAAUUUUUUGUUUUACAGCUGUAGAGAUCACACUUAGGUCUUUAGGAAUAAUGAAAAAAAAAAUCAGUUCUAGCUGCUGCCACUGGUAUAAUGUAUCUCAGGUAUGUGGUAUCAGUCAUAUUUCUUUAGUGGUAAUGUGAAUAUUUAAUAUGUGAUAAACUUACCUUUCCAUGAGCAUUGUGAAUUAGCAAGCAGUGUUGGCUUAUGUACAGUAAAGGUAUACUGUCUUACAUUUGCUUGUAUUUCCGUAGGUAAUACCAAAACUGCAUCAGUGUUCUAGCCCUAGUGAGAUCUCAGACUCUGGGGUAUGUCAGGUUACAGUUGUAAAUGAAAAAUAUUUUUAAUAAACAAACAUUUUUAAAACUUACCUUUACUAGGGCAUCUCUCACUUUGACAAUAUAAACUACCUUCUCAAAAGUAUUUUAAGUGUGGAAUUAACAGUUUUUGAAAAUA
Messenger RNA from Anas platyrhynchos (mallard), 2367 nucleotides. RefSeq names its product pyruvate dehydrogenase kinase 1 (gene PDK1). Gene Ontology annotation, biological process: protein phosphorylation; regulation of glucose metabolic process. Gene Ontology annotation, molecular function: pyruvate dehydrogenase (acetyl-transferring) kinase activity. The record is from RefSeq and is a predicted model, not a curated record. Gene Ontology annotation, cellular component: mitochondrion. Lineage: Eukaryota; Metazoa; Chordata; Aves; Anseriformes; Anatidae.